CGUGGGUAGCGAGGGGGAAUCCGCCAUUUUCGUGGUUAGGGAGCUCCAUCCGGAUGGUGCUUACAAAUUUCGAUGGAACCGGUGUUGGAUUCGGUUUUGGAGCUGGUUGCGGUUUCGGCGUUGGAUGGGGUUUCGGAGGUAUGCCUUUGAAUUUCCUAGGUCUCGGUGCAGGUGGAGGGUGUGGAGUGGGGCUAGGGCUUGGAUGGGGGUUCGGCACAGGAUUUGGUAGCAAGUACCGAUCUUCUAGAGUUAUUUUUCAGGGCGUCGAUUUCAAUAAAAAAGGUGAAACCGAAGGUACAAAACAAUCAUCUUGACCGGCUUCUCAUGUCUAUUUGUAAGAGCAGCAUUUAAUAAUCUGUGAAAAAAACUUCAAUUCAUUACCUGGAGCAUGUGUCAAUGAAAGUAUGUAUGUGCAAUCGAUGGUUCCGUUGGUUUGUUG
Molecule: messenger RNA, 439 nt
Organism: Cynara cardunculus var. scolymus (artichoke)
Lineage: Eukaryota; Viridiplantae; Streptophyta; Magnoliopsida; Asterales; Asteraceae
Product: protein TRIGALACTOSYLDIACYLGLYCEROL 5, chloroplastic
Exons: 4
Coding region: 54-314 (86 amino acids)
Source: RefSeq, a predicted model, not a curated record